GACAUCACUUAAAUCCAAAACAAAAACAAAUACAUAUUAUGAUCUAAUACCCUAGAUGAGUUGUUUACACAUGUGAUCGGGGAUCAAACCUACAAGUUUACUUUAAUUAACCUCACUCCUUUUUAUCCUUGAAAAUACUAGUGUUCCCUUCCCUUAGUCUACCCUCUAAUUAAAACAAAGGCCUUAGUCUUUUUUCUAUAUAAUUUUUUGCCGUGAAUCUUGUGUCUGCAUAGGUCUUGUAUUUGCCACAACACGCUUUUGACUCUAGAAUUAUACUACUACUUUCUUUUGCUAUAAUGAGCAAUCAAUCAGCACUGAUUGGUGUCUUCUGAUAGAACAAUAGGUAGAUUUACAAAUGGGAAUUCCCAGUCCCAGACUAUGUAUUAUUCAUCUUUUUCUUUGUUUAUACUUUGUGCCCAUUACAAUCUGUCAGCCAAAUUUUGGAUAUUUUUAUUACCUGUGCUCAAACACAGUUGGUAAUUACACCAACAGCAGCAUAUACAAGACCAAUCUAAAUACUUUCCUCGCCUCAAUUUCAUCUGAACCACUAAAUGAUUCCGGCUUCUAUAACAUCUCCGUUGGCCAGGCUCCCAACACAGUUAAUGGGAUUGCGUUAUGCAGAGGGGACGCCACCCAACAAGAUUGCCAUCAAUGCCUCAAUGACACCGCGAUUAAGCUUCCUCAAUACUGCCCUGCACAAAAAGAGGCUACUUGGUGGUAUGAAACCUGUAUGUUACGUUACUCAAACAACACCAUUUUGGGAAUCUGGGACUAUUAUACUUGGGGUUUGCCAAAUGGCAAUAAUGUGAAUAAUGAGGACGAGUUUAACCUAGUUAUGGUAAAAUUAUUGAGUAGUCUAAUGUAUAAAGCCGCAUCAGGUAACUCUCAACUCAAGUUCGCAACUGGACAGGAUAAUCUUGAUGACGAUGGGAAACUUUAUGCUCUUGCUCAGUGCACUCCUGAUUUGUCAUAUCAAAAUUGCUUCUAUUGCAUCUGGAAUGUAAUUAAUUGGCUCCAAUAUUGUUGUGCAAACAGGAAAGGAGCGCGAGUAGUUGGCAAAAGUUGCAAUAUCAGAUAUGAGUUUUACCAGUUUUAUAGCUUGUCUAAUACGAGUUCUCCCCCCCCUUUGCCUAUACUGCCUGCUCCUAUUCCUGCUCCUCCAUUGUUAUCUAAUUCCACAGCUUCAGGCAAUGGAAGCAAAAAAUCGAGGAUUGCUAUCCUAAUCACAGUCCCUACACUUGCAUUGAUAUUUCUUACUGCUGGCUUCUACAUUUUGUGCAAGAGAAAAAAGGCGCGGGGUAAAAGCGGAACUUUGAUUACAGCUACUUUUUCUCCUCAUCAAGAUAAAAAUGGUGAAACCGUAAGUUUAGUAUCUCUACAAUACGGGUUCAACAGCAUUAAGACGGCAACAAACAACUUCGCAGACUCUAAUAAACUCGGUCAAGGAGGAUUUGGUACGGUGUACAAGGGAAUUUUAGCGAAUGGAAAAGAGAUCGCGGUGAAGCGAAUGUCAAAGGAUUCAGGACAAGGUGAUGGCGAGUUCAAAACAGAGGUAUUAUUAGUGGCCAAACUUCAGCAUAGGAAUCUGGUUAGGCUCCUUGGCUUUUGCUUAGAAAACAAAGAAAGACUUCUCAUUUAUGAGUUUGUUCCCAACACAAGCCUGGAUCAGUUCUUAUUCAACAUAAGCAAACGAUCAAACUUGGAUUGGGAAAAACGCUACAAGAUUAUUAGAGGCAUAGCUCGAGGACUUCUUUACCUUCAUGAAGAAUCUCGUCUAAAAAUCAUCCAUCGAGACCUUAAAGCCAGCAACGUACUUCUAGAUGCUGAUAUGAUUCCCAAGAUUGCAGAUUUUGGCACGGCAAGGUUGUUUGGAACAGAUCAAAGUCAAGGAGAUACUAGCAGAAUUGUCGGCACCUAUGGAUAUAUGGCUCCGGAGUAUGCACUGCAUGGAUUAUUUUCCGUGAAGGCUGAUGUCUAUAGCUUUGGCGUAUUGGUUCUGGAAAUCAUUACUGGUCGAAAGAAUAUGGGUUCCCAAAACCGGGAAUGUUCAGAGGACUUGUUAAGUUUGGUAUGGAGACAUUGGAAAGAAGGUACAGUUUUGAGUGUCGUGGAUUCGACUCUAUCAACAGGUCCAAAAGCACAGAUUAUGAGACUCAUACACAUGGGGCUGUUAUGUAUUCAAGAAAACGAGCAGGAUCGACCUACGAUGUCUGCAGCAGUUUUGAUGCUGAGCAGCCAUUCGUAUACUCUUCCUGCACCUACGCGUCCUGCGUAUGUCACGAUCAGUGCUAAGCCCCACAUGGAAUUCAACCCAGAUCAUACCAAGGACAGGUCUCAAGGACAUUCAUCUGUGAAUGAAGAUUCUAUCACUGACCUUUAUCCAAGGAGUUGAGUUACUGAAGUGAUAAGCUAACAAAGGAAUAAGUUAAAUAAAACUAGUAUGGUUUAAGCCUCUAAGGUACAACUAAUGAAUUAGAUAUAUAUAGAUAUAUAUUAGUACAGAACUCGUGCAAUGCACAGGGUUUUUUAAGUUAAUAUAUAUGCAAAAUGCGUUUUUUUAACUAAAAAGUGAAGUAUAAGUUACAUUAUCCCAAUAUCAUUAGGUGACUCCCACCUAGUGUGAGAUUUGAGAGGGUCGAUUGACCCUUGGUAACAAGCGAGAUGUGCAACUUCACAUAAAUUAAGUACACAUGAUUUGUUGAGUCAUUUUACUUUAGUCCAUUAUAAUCCAAAAUCUAUGAACUAUAAAUCUUUAGCCUCAUCAAAAUAAGAGACAUAAAAAAUGAAAGUGUUGGAAGUAUGAGAAGAUUUAUUCUCCACCUCCGCAAUCCGUGUGCCUCACCAAGCAAUCCAUGUGCAUCAACAAGAAAUACAAACUUAGUUAGGAUGCUUGUAACUAACUUCUGUUUAUAUAACAGAAUGUUGAUUAGCUAUUAUAUAGCUUUAGCUUCCUACAUUCAUUUGUAUAAAUAGAUAGCUCCAACUCCCAUUAUAUUUUAACCACUCCAAUUAAUGAAUGAGUGUAUGUUUCAAGAUUGAAUUGAGAGUUCUUGAUUGACACUUGUUGAGUUUAACAGAAAGUAUAAAUUAUAUUAUUAAGAUCAAUUUUUUUAUUAAAUUGUGAUAAUUAAUAUAAUUAAAGUGACGGUUUAAGAUUGUUAAUGCAUGUGCCAAAACUCUUAACACUGACGAUAAAUUUUAACCAUAGUCGAACAUGCUUUAUCGACUUUGGACAAGGAGGAUAUGAAUAUGUCGAGUUACGGUGAGUUGAAGUUUGGGACGAUACAUGAGGUGAUAGAUGUGGAGCAAAUGAGACUUCACUAAGGAUGCA
This is a messenger RNA of Amaranthus tricolor (Joseph's coat), 3331 nucleotides long. RefSeq names its product cysteine-rich receptor-like protein kinase 10. The transcript is spliced from 7 exons. Lineage: Eukaryota; Viridiplantae; Streptophyta; Magnoliopsida; Caryophyllales; Amaranthaceae. The record is from RefSeq and is a predicted model, not a curated record. Gene Ontology annotation, molecular function: ATP binding; protein kinase activity. Gene Ontology annotation, biological process: protein phosphorylation. The coding region runs from base 356 to 2392 and encodes 678 amino acids.